Molecule: messenger RNA, 1631 nt
Organism: Clarias gariepinus (North African catfish)
Lineage: Eukaryota; Metazoa; Chordata; Actinopteri; Siluriformes; Clariidae
Gene: mtfmt
Product: mitochondrial methionyl-tRNA formyltransferase
Exons: 9
Coding region: 278-1447 (389 amino acids)
Biological process (GO): conversion of methionyl-tRNA to N-formyl-methionyl-tRNA; biosynthetic process
Cellular component (GO): mitochondrion
Molecular function (GO): methionyl-tRNA formyltransferase activity
Source: RefSeq, a predicted model, not a curated record
CCAUGAUGGCGGCGCCCAUGCGCCAUUUAGGCUGUUCUAACCUAAUGUUGAUGUAACUUUUGGACUUCGCAAUUGAAUGCUGUUAUCUGGAGACAGAAUGAACCGUAACAUGAAGACGAACAAAAAUUCCACCAUGACACAUUUUUAAACGGAUCUAUUUGUAAAUGUAAAACCGAACUAAACAAAGUCAGCUAACUCAGCUAAUGCUACGAGGUCAUCAUCGAGCUGCUGAAAAUUCACCACGUGUGUUUAAUUAUUAUUAUAAUAAGAUUUAAGGAUGUGGAAUCAAAUCGGUGUGAAAGUAAGAUACAGUGGUGUGUAUGUGGUACGCGGAUUUUGCCGGGGAUGUGUCGGAGGGAGGUUUCUAUCACGUGUUGGUCCAAAUGUCAGAAAUUCCUCCGUCGUAUCGAGUGAUGAUGUAGAGACCCGCCGUGUCUCCCCUCCGCCCUGGAGAGUUCUGUUCUUCGGAAGUGACGAUUUCGCAGUCGAGUCUUUAAAACGGCUUCAUGCAGCUCGAGCCCAUUCUGUGGUGGACUCGCUUGAGGUUGUCACUUUGUCCAGUAAUGUCCCUGUAUGGAAGUUUGCAGAUCAGCACAAUCUCCCGGUUCAUCAGUGGCCCAGGGUGGAAUCCAGCGGGCAGUUCGAUGUCGGAGUGGUCGUCUCUUUCGGCUGCCUGCUUAAGGAGAGCCUUAUCAACACGUUUCCAUAUGGGAUUCUCAACAUUCACCCUAGCCUCCUGCCUCGUUGGCGUGGACCUGCGCCUGUUUUUCACACGAUUUUACACGGAGACAAAAUCACCGGAGUCACCAUCAUGCAGAUUAGACCGAGGAGGUUUGACGUCGGUCCGAUACUUAAUCAGGAGCUUUAUGAGGUCCCUGAAAAGAGCACGGCUGAAGAGCUGGGAGGUUCGCUGGCAGUCCUGGGAGCCCAGCUGUUAAUAGAUACACUCAGGAACCUUCCAGAACGAAUAGCAAAUAGGACAGAGCAGGCAAGAGAAGGGGCAACAUUUGCGCCUAAAAUCAACUCUUCCUUGAGUUGGAUUGUUUGGGAGGAACAGACGUGUGAUCAGAUUGAUCGACUGUAUCGUGCGAUAGGAUCUCGGGUUCAUUUGAGAACAAUCUGGAUGGGCCGUGCCAUCAAACUUCUAGACUUCGUUGGAAAAAGCAACAUGCCGUUUACAGAAAUUUCACAUUUCACUGCAGUCCCUGGGUCCAUCCACUAUCAAAAGGAAUCAAACACCUUGUCAGUUUGCUGCAAGGAUGGAUGGGUUGGAUUCAAAACAGUAAUGUUAAAAAAAAGAUUAUCAGCAGCAGAUUUUUUUAAUGGGUAUCUUCACCAGAGCGCCCUGAAGAAAUCACAGGCCCAGAGCAACUGCCGGUUUCAGAGCUACACAGAGAAAUCCGGACAAAACUCCACAUUAUUGCUCAGGAAUAAGACUGGUCAUUAAAGCCCACCCAUUAACACACAUGAGAAAUUCUAUAAUGUAUAAAUUAUAUACAGUGCUUAAAUUGUCUGUUUUAAGACAGUGAGACAAAAUUGUAAGACGUUUUUUUGGCACUAAAUUAUUGUAAAAUAGUGUGUAUAUGUACAUACUAAUGAAUGUUUAUUUUAAUGAAGCUUUUGCUUUUAAA